UAUGCUGUUACCCGUAAAGAUAGGGCGUCUACACUCUGUUUUUGUGCAUAUCUUGUGUAAGCUCAUUGAUCAGUGUUUACCUGAGGUACUGUUUUAGCUAUUUUGUUGUUGUUGUUGUUGUUGUGAGAAGCAGAAGAGGAAGGAAAAGGUGUCAGCUGAUCGAAUAAUAUGUGUAUGAAAAGAUGUGUGUAUAUGGGAGGCUGGUCCUGGUGGAAACAGAAUUCCCUAAGGAAGGAAGAUUAGGUCAUCUAGAGACAAAGCUCAAGCUCAGACUCUGGAAGGAAUUGAGUGGUAGGGGCCAGCCGCCAUCCAAUUGUAGUUCUUUGGAGCACCACAUGCUUGCUGUGAUGCUUAUUCUGUAGGUAGCCCCAACGAUUGACAGUCAGUGCAAAGAUGCCAACGGUAAUAGUUGUUGAUGUGUCAUUGUCGAUGACAAGACCUGUUGCUUUGCCUGAGAGUGGUGAAGUAUAUACCAGACAUAACCUCGCAAUUCAUGGAAUAAACACAUUAUUGGACUACCUAGCUGUCCAUAGUAAACUUGAAUUUGUAGCAUUGAUUGCAUUUUCAUCACUUUAUGAAAUUGUUUCACCUUUUACACGAGAUUUUGACACAAUAAAAUCAAAGCUUCAGCAGCUAGAAGAAUUUGAUAAGACAUGUGUUGAAACAGCUCUUCAUGGAGUAAAUAGACUUAUAUUGAGUGAAUGGGGAAGUGCAACACCUUGCCAGGUUGUGCUUGUUACCGAUGGCAGCCCUGGUGUAGGACCAUUGUCCUUGAAGCAUUCACUGAGCACUUUGGGACAACGAGAUUUUGCUACACCGUUCCCGUUGCCGUUUUCGUUUCCAUGUAAACUGAGUGUCAUGUGCAUUGCUCCGCCUGAUGAUCCAUCAUUACAGUUAGGCCUUCCUCUGUAUAGUCGUCUUGUUGAAUUGGCAGGCCUUGAUAGCUGUGUUCAUGUACCUGAAGCAGCACUUACUAUCUCUUCAGUUCAGGCAAUGUUCCAGAAACUGGCAGAGGCAAAUUUUGCAUCCUUUCAGGGCACACUGAAGUGUGGCAAUUUGGGUUCCCGCAUUAUUCUCUCACCUGCCCCUCAGCCGUUCAAUAAAGCUACUGAUUUUGAGUAUAUCAAAAGGAAUAUAUCAGAUACUAUAGAAGUAUGCGGAUUUAUUGAUGUUGCUGAUGUUGGAAGCCCUAUGGCUAUUUCACGUCAUCUGGUGCUACCUCAUGGUUCAGGGAAAAUGGAGGAGGCAGAUGGUAUUUCCACUGUCAUGAAGUCAGAAGGAGACUCUGAUGAUGAUUCAGGUGUAGAUGAAGGAAAAGUCGCCUCAUUUUGUGUACUACUUCAUGGUGCACUUAAAGUGGAAAACAUGGCUGCCUUGUGUCUUUUAGCCAAGGACUGGUUUGGCUUUGUUUACUCUUGGGCUGACAGCAAGAAGAAAUCAAAUUUAAUGUUAACAGUGUUGGAACCUGGAACGAAUGUUGUGCCAUGGCUGGGAAAUUUAAAUAACUUAGGUUCUUUAGAAGAUUUUCGCGCAGUGAAUGGUGAGGAAGAUCCGCCACCGCAGUUUCCAGUUCGUCCUCUAGAAAAAAGAAGUUACUCACAAAAUUGUGUGGUUUGGAUAAGGCAGGCAGGAUUACAGUCUGAUAUACAAAAGAUCUUGCGGCAUGCUCGCAAACUUCCAGACAAAACACAACAGUUUUAUAAGGAGUUAAACAGGUUGAAAAGAGCUGCAAUAUCAUUUGGAUUCAUUGAACUGCUGGAUGGUUUAGCAGCAAUAUUCGAGAGGGAGUGCACUCUACUCCCUGGAGGUGCCCAUCCAGAUUGUGCAUUGCAACUUACACAUGCAGCGGGAGUUUUACGCAGGCCUUACUGUCGUGAUAUCAAGUUCAAUGUGACACCUCUGUUAACAAAAUUCCAAAUUUGUGAAUAACUCUACCUUUGUGAUAUGUGAAGUCCCACCAAAUAUAUUUUUUU
Molecule: messenger RNA, 1973 nt
Organism: Schistocerca cancellata (South American locust)
Lineage: Eukaryota; Metazoa; Arthropoda; Insecta; Orthoptera; Acrididae
Gene: IntS14
Product: integrator complex subunit 14
Exons: 9
Coding region: 394-1929 (511 amino acids)
Biological process (GO): snRNA 3'-end processing
Cellular component (GO): integrator complex
Source: RefSeq, a predicted model, not a curated record